Molecule: messenger RNA, 1747 nt
Organism: Paramecium sonneborni
Lineage: Eukaryota; Ciliophora; Oligohymenophorea; Peniculida; Parameciidae
Source: the annotation of a GenBank genome assembly
AUGCUGCCACAUAAUCAAAUAGAGUAAGGAAAUGAAUUUAGAACAAGACGUAUGAUCCACAAUACAUUCAUAUAGGAAUAAAGUUUCUUAUUUUCUUGAGCAUCUCAGCUAUGAUCAUGUACUCGGUAACUUAUACUGAAGAUUCAGGUGUUCAUCAAAAUAGUCUAAAUUAGUGCCUAAAUGUAUCUGAUGAUAUAGAAAUACUUAAUUACAUUUGUAUGUAUAAUAUUGAUUAUAGAAAAUUCAACUAAUAAAACUUCAGCUGAAUGCUAUUUAUACUAAUUUUUUUCAUUUUUUUCUGAAAGACAUUUUAAAGGAUUAUUUAAUAGAACUUAUACACAUUUCCAUGUUUAUUAGUACAGUUAAUUAAAGCCAGAAUUUAAUAUAAGUGUAUUAUUUUCUUCAAGUCCAUACCUUGAUGAUCCAUAAUAGUAAUUUUAAUUUUAUCUUAAUGUUGCUGAAUAUGUAAAAACUUUAAAUACACCCUUAAUUUUAAAGAUAAAAAACAAUGAUACAAGUGGUAUUAAUCAAAAUUAUAAAUGAUAGGUUGUUAAAAUGAAUUAACAAUGGAAUUAAAGAAUAUCACAAACAAUAUGAAUAUAAGUUUUGCUGAAUAAUUAAUUAUGGAUGUAAGAGUAGAUACAGAAUGUCAAAAUCUUCAUUAAAUCUUUUUAGGUGAAGUAAAAGAUAAUACAGAUGAGGUUGAAGGUUAAGUGAUAAUUUAUUCAUUUUUGAAUAGUAUCGUUUGUUUGUGUUGUAUGAUUUAUGGAUUAAGAAUACUUAGAGCUCUUAUUGAAGGUUUAGAUAAUCCUGAAGAAUAUAGUAUGUUUUCUAUAGGUUUUGUAAUGGUUCAAGAUUUAUUCUUAUGCUUUUUGAAUUUCUUUUAAGCUAUGCAAUCAGAAUAUUUAUUUUAAUAUUUUAUAACUCCUUCAUUUCUUUAAUUUUUACUGUUUUCAAUAUUUGAAAUGAGAAUAUUAAUGAUAAUAUGGAAAAGUAGAGUUAGAAAUGAUUAAAGCCUUAGAAAUUAAAUGAUUAAAUUUUAUUCAAUUUUGUACAUUUGUAUGUUUACAAGUAUGUACUUAAUUUAUGAAUACAUUUUAUCAGCAUGGCUCUUAUUUAUUAUAAGUUUAUAUGCAGUUCCAUAAAUAAUUCAUGCUGCUUAAAGAGGUUAAUUUGUAAGAUUUAAUUUUAAAUUUAUUUGUGGAUUCUUAUUUCCAAGAUUGCUUUAUUAUAUUUACUUUAGAAUGUAUUGGAACAAUCUGUUUUCUUUAAAACCAAUGCCAUUAUCACUUAUUUGCAUAUUUGUAUGUGUAGCAAUAUAGAUUGGAGUACAUGUAUUAUAAAAUGAAUGGGGACCUUAAUUUUUUUUACCUAAAGUUUGUUUCCCAUAAAAAUAUAAUUAUUAUUAUAAAAUACCAACUUCAUUUGAUCUAGAAGAAGGACCUUCCUCAGAAUAUGCAGUAAGAUUAUUUAUAGUUAUUAAAUUAGCAUUUAUUUAAUGAAGAAUGUUCUAUUUGUAUGGGGGCUCUUCAUUAAGUUCCUGCAGUAAGACUAACAAAGGAAGAAGAAAGAAAUUAUAUGAUAAAGGAAGCAAUGAAAAAAUAAUAAAAUCAUUAUAUGAAAACUCCAUGCGUAUUAAGAAAUUUUAUUAUUAAAGGACCAUAAAUUUCAUGUACUCUGUCUAGUCAAAUGGAUGUCAAUCAAAUUAUCAUGUCCUAGUUGUAGAUAAUAAUUGUCACCUUUAUGA